AUGAGCUUUCGGUCGAUUUUUCAGCAUAUUUCUGCAGGUUUCGGAGUCCUUUGCAAUUUUAUUUUAAUUAUUCUGAUUAUCAAAAAGUCACCAAAAACUCUAGGAAGUUACAAGAUUUUAAUGAUUUACAUUGCAAUUUUUGACAUUUUCUAUGCAGUUAUUGACGCACUGAUAGUUCCUAAAAUGUUCAGCUAUAAUUCGGGAGCUUUUAUAAUUGUUUCUACAAAUGAAGCGCUUCUACCAAAAAGUUGGCUUCUUAUAGCAAACUUACUUUAUUGCACAUUCUUUGGAACAUCGAUGGCUGUGUUUGCUGUUCAUUUUGUUUACCGGUAUUUGACAGUUAUUGGAAGUUACUAUAUCAAAAAUUAUGACCGACAAAUUAUCAUAACCCUUAUGACAUUUCCUGUUAUCUUCGGGUUGGUGUGGUUUUGGAUGACUCACUUCACCCUCACAGCAUCUGACGAAACGGAGCAAUUUUUCAACAAGUAUUAUUACGGUGUUCACAAUAGUGCGUCAGAUAUUUUCUACGUGGGAUAUUAUUUCUACCCAGAAGAUGCAUAUGGAAACAAGGCAUUACACUCACGAUCUUUUAGAGGAUUUUUAUUCCAAUCAACUUUUAUAACUUCCUCAUUUGGAUUAAUACUCUACUUUGGAACAAAAUGUCAUCUUCACACAAAAUCAUUAUCCUCCAAAACUGUCACUUCUUCUUCACGUUUCUCUCUUCAAUCACAAUUAUUCUAUGCACUGGUGUUUCAAACUAUCAUUCCUGUAUUUCUUAUGCAUAUUCCGUCAACUAUCAGCAUGUGUGCCGCAUUCACAAACAUAUCAAUUGAGUUCAUCAGUCAAAUCCUUUCCUGCACAAUAUCUUUGUACCCGGCACUUGAUCCUCUUCCCAACUUUUUCAUAAUCAAAAGCUAUCGAAAUGCUAUCACACAAUAUUUAACAGAUUUUUUGAGACUGUUAACAUGUGGGAAGAAACAUCUUAACGUGAUUCAUGUGCAAAGUAGAAACACGUCAAAAAUAUGA
This is a messenger RNA of Caenorhabditis elegans, 1026 nucleotides long. It is a transcript of the gene str-250, whose product is annotated as Seven TM Receptor. Lineage: Eukaryota; Metazoa; Nematoda; Chromadorea; Rhabditida; Rhabditidae. The record is from RefSeq and is marked reviewed. Gene Ontology annotation, biological process: detection of chemical stimulus involved in sensory perception of smell. The coding region runs from base 1 to 1026 and encodes 341 amino acids. The transcript has 6 exons.